Ramularia collo-cygni is the source of this 540-nucleotide messenger RNA. RefSeq lists its product as uncharacterized. Gene Ontology annotation, molecular function: N-acetyltransferase activity. Bases 1 to 540 code for a protein of 179 amino acids. The record is from RefSeq and is a predicted model, not a curated record. Lineage: Eukaryota; Fungi; Ascomycota; Dothideomycetes; Mycosphaerellales; Mycosphaerellaceae. The transcript has a single exon.
AUGCAACACCCGACAAAGACAUCACACUCUCAAAUGAUAAACAUCAGACGUCGAACCGAAAAUGAUCUGGAAGGAUGCGUGGCCUGCAUCCAACGCGUCUACGCACAAGACCGAUAUCCAGUUCAAGGCGUUUCCAACGCAAAAGCUUUCAUUAACGGCAGUGCCGUCCAGCAAGCUUGGAUAGCAGAAUCAGAAGGUAUCAUCAAAGGGCAUGUUGCUGCCAGUAUAGCCAUGGAGAGUGAUGUCUCAGUGGCUCUUUGGUGGCAGAAGCAUCCAGACGACAAGAUUGCUGUCUUGGGACGACUUUUUGUGGACCCAGACAGUCGUGGAUCAGGCAUCGCUGGCCGUCUCAUUGCUCAAGCCACGGCAUGGGCGAAUGAGAAGGGGAUCCGGCUUGUGCUGUUCGCUCUGGAGAAGGAUCGAGCUGCAGCUAGAGUUUAUCAACGACUUGGCUGGACGCAGUUUGGUACCCAAAUUUAUCACUAUUGUGACGAUCAGCAGAUGGAUGCUCUAUGUUUCGUCAGUCCGGCAUCGACUUGA